Molecule: messenger RNA, 1688 nt
Organism: Vicugna pacos (alpaca)
Lineage: Eukaryota; Metazoa; Chordata; Mammalia; Artiodactyla; Camelidae
Source: RefSeq, a predicted model, not a curated record
GAGCUGGGAGCACAGAUGCUAGUGGACAGAAGUCGUCAGGAGGACUGGAAUGAAAUUGACCCGAUUAAAAAGAAAGACCUUCAUCACAGCAAUGCAGACGACAAAGCUCAAGGCGUGGAGACCCUCCCCCCAGGGAAAGUGCGGUGGCGAGACUUCAACCAGGAGGCUUACGUCGGCGGGACGAUGGUGCGCUCCGGCCAGGACCCCUACGCCCGCAACAAGUUCAACCAAGUGGAGAGUGACAAGCUGCGGAUGGACAGAGCCGUCCCUGACACCAGGCAUGACCAGUGCCAGCGGAAGCAGUGGCGGGUGGAUCUGCCAGCCACCAGCGUGGUGAUAACGUUUCACAAUGAAGCCAGGUCGGCCUUGCUGAGGACAGUGGUCAGUGUGCUUAAGAAAAGCCCGCCCCACCUCAUAAAAGAAAUCAUCUUGGUGGACGACUACAGCAAUGACCCCGAAGACGGGGCCCUCUUGGGGAAAAUUGAGAAAGUGCGGGUUCUCAGAAACGAUCGGCGAGAAGGCCUGAUGCGCUCGCGGGUGCGGGGGGCCGACGCGGCCCAGGCCAAGGUGCUGACGUUCCUGGACAGCCACUGUGAGUGCAACGAGCACUGGCUGGAGCCCCUCCUGGAGAGGGUGGCUGAGGACAGGACCCGCGUGGUGUCCCCUAUCAUCGAUGUCAUCAACAUGGACAACUUCCAGUACGUGGGAGCAUCCGCGGACUUAAAGGGCGGUUUUGACUGGAACUUGGUGUUCAAAUGGGAUUACAUGACACCUGAGCAGAGAAGAUCCCGGCAAGGGAACCCGGUCGCCCCCAUAAAAACCCCUAUGAUUGCUGGAGGGUUGUUCGUGAUGGAUAAGUUCUAUUUUGAAGAACUGGGGAAGUACGACAUGAUGAUGGAUGUGUGGGGAGGAGAGAACCUGGAGAUCUCGUUCCGUGUGUGGCAGUGUGGCGGCAGCCUGGAGAUCAUCCCCUGUAGCCGUGUGGGACACGUGUUCCGGAAGCAGCACCCCUACACCUUCCCAGGCGGCAGCGGCACCGUCUUUGCCCGUAACACCCGCCGGGCAGCAGAGGUCUGGAUGGACGAGUACAAAAAUUUCUAUUAUGCAGCCGUGCCUUCUGCCAGAAACGUCCCUUACGGAAAUAUCCAGAGCCGGCUGGAGCUCAGGAAGAAGCUUGGCUGCAAGCCUUUCAAAUGGUACCUUGAAAACGUCUACCCAGAGUUAAGGGUUCCCGACCACCAGGAUAUAGCUUUCGGGGCCUUGCAGCAGGGAACCAACUGCCUGGACACUCUGGGACAUUUUGCUGACGGUGUUGUUGGAGUUUACGAGUGCCACAAUGCCGGGGGCAACCAGGAGUGGGCCUUGACGAAGGAGAAGUCAGUGAAGCACAUGGACUUGUGCCUGACCGUGGUGGACCGGGCGCCCGGCUCGCUCAUCAAGCUGCAGGGCUGCCGAGAGAACGACAGCAGACAGAAAUGGGAGCAGAUCGAGGGCAAUUCCAAGCUGCGGCACGUGGGCAGCAACCUGUGCCUGGACAGCCGCUCGGCCAAGAACGGGGGCCUGAGCGUGGAGGUGUGCGGCCCGGCGCUGUCGCAGCAGUGGAAGUUCUCGCUCAACCUGCAGCCCUAGGAGAGCGCGGGGCCGCGCGUCCCCCCGCGCCGUCGGGCCGAGGCGGCGUUCACGUCCUU